AUGGCAUCUGAUUCUGAGAUGAAUGAUGCCUCUGGAGUUGGUGAUGCCGACUCUCUGGCGUCUACCGCCCAAAGUGAAGAGGAAGCGGAGUAUUUCGUGAAUGACAUCCAUGCGGAACGGAGGUUCUACGUAGAACCAGAUUCUGAGGAUGACGAAGGAAUCUUUAUUACUCAGUAUUUGGUUGAGUGGGCUGGGUACAGCAUGGACAGAUGCAGUUGGGAGCCGAAGGAAAUGUUUACUUCGGAAGAGACCCUAGAUGGCUGGGAAGAGAAAAAGAAGCAAAUCGCGGAGGGCAAGGUGACUCCCUUCAAUCUCAAGUCGUGGGAGAAGCAUAUGAAGUUGUUGGAGAAGAAAACAGAAAAGCGAAAAGAAGAGCGAAGGCGCAAACGAGAGCAAAGGGCACGGCAGAAAAGCCUCCCUCAAGCUGAAUCAUCUCGACUGGCCAAUCCCGAUAUCAUAGAUGCCCAUGAGCCCGAACCACCUAUUUCGUCUCACGGAGCUCCCAAUCGCCUAUCCGUGGAUUCCACCGCUUCUUCGGCCUUGUUUGUUCCAGCUGAAACCCCACCACCAUCAAAAAAAGUGGCUCGUCAAUCGCUGCUACAAACAGCACCUCCUACUGGGACAACACCUAGGAACGAGCCUCCAAAACCAAGAACCUCCAUUGCACAGACAGAAACAACCUCAAGCAAGCUUCCAAACUCGCGACUUUCCCAGCUUGCGAAAAGAAUUACUGCCAAGUACAAACUCCCGGCGCGCCAGAAAAGCCCCCCACAAGCAGCAAAGCCAAUAUUGUCUUCUUUCGCCACAGGCCCAGGUGCCAAGCGCGCAUACCGUGAUAAGAAAUGGGGCGAACGACCACCGGAUUUGUCACAGAUGGAGCUGAUGAAGCCUUCUGAAUUUCCACCAAGGAUGAACAUAGGCAGCACCAUCUCAGUGGUUGGCCCAUCUGUAACAAGUCCCAAAUCCCUGGAAGCCCAAAAUCAAUCUGCUUCUGAGAAUUCAGUCGGUUUGACCGGUCUACUAAAGACACAUACUGGCCAAAUAGACGAUAAAGCUGCAAAGCAGCCACAGAAACAUGUUCUUCUCGCACACUCGUCAGCCAUGGCUCCUCCAGUGUCUCGCUCUUCAAACUUAGGCUCCACUGGGUCGGUUUCGUCGUCUGGCUUAGAUCCAGAGAGACCUAUUGGUUCUCUAGAUUCCCUUCCGCCAUCUACUCAGUCAAAGCCCAUUCCGCAGACCAACCUCACCUAUCCCGGUUCUGUAGAUUCUAUUGCCUCUACUUCCUCGUCGCCAGGUGAGGCUCCUUUGACGAAUCCUGUCGGGCGGUCAACCUCCGCCCUUACUGCGCCCUCACUAGCUCCCCGUCCCUCACCACAGGCCAAUAUCAACACAUCUACCUGUCCUCCGGCUUCGACUGGCUCGGUCCUCCCUCCGGUCAUUCUAUCUGGGGGCCGUGCAGAAGCUCUCUCGUCGGUCAUCGCCCUCUCGAUGGUCACCGCCCUAUCGACGGCCACGGUCACCACUAUCUCGCAGGUCACGGUCACCGCGCUCUCGGUGGUCACGGUCACCACCCUAUCGGCGAUCACGGUCACCGCCCUAUCGACGGCCACGGUCACCACUAUCUCGCAGGUCACGGUCACCGCGCUCUCGGUGGUCACGGUCACCACCCUAUCGGCGAUCACGGUCAUCGCGCUCUCGAUGGUCACGGUCACCAUCUCGCAGGUCACCAUCACCACCUUAUCGGCGAUCACGGUCACCGCCCCCCGCCCGUCUCCGAGUCAUUAUCGGCUUGCGUCAAAAUCUUCAAACUCAACUGAGUUAGAUGAAAAUCCAUCAGUCAAUGCUCCAGCAUUGGUUCCCACCGGGCCCAAAGCUAGACCAUCGGCUCAACCUAGUCUUUCCAUCGCUCCAUUGAUUCCCACCGGGCCCAAAGCUAGACCACCAGCUCAACCCGGUCUUUCCAUCGCUCCAUUGGCUCCAAGGAUGCCGGUUCGUGCUUAUCGGCCGUCCACUUGCAUUAAGAUUGGUAAAUACUGGUGCGUCAAGGGAGACGCUCUUGUUAACAUGUUUAUGGGACCCGACCGGAAAUUCCUCGGUGCUUUCAGAUUAUGCGGCAUCCGUACGGAUAUCCAGAAAUCUCUAGUCAUGACCAAGAACCCGAAAACAAAGCAGGUUGAAGUUUGGUUUAGACACCUAUGCACAGUCGGGGAGUACGAGAGACUGUGCGAAUCUAGUGCGACAAAUUCUGUAUUGAGUACAGGUUGGGUCGAGGGCUUCAGCGACACCAACGAAAAUUUGUUUCAUCUAGCAGAGAAUCUGCGAAAGGACGACCUCAUUGCCAUCCACUAUCCUCCGAGGAGAAGAAACGGAAACGGACCGGCAAUUGUAUUGGUUUCUUGGUCAUACGGGUCACAGGAAUUCAAGUUUCCACAUCCUGAUGAUGAAGUGCCACCUGGCAUUCCUCUACUCGUUGCCGCUCGCACUAUGCUCGCACCGAUCGAAGUUCUCUGGUCAAAUGGACCUGACCAGCCUCACGAAAGACCGCAUGGCUUUUUGCCAAAUACAUCGCUUUCACUGCGCGUCAAGGCGCCUAGGGAUGAUGGCCUAGAGUCUGGCAGUCCCCCAAGACGGUCGGACUUCCACCGUGAUAUAACAAUGAGUGGAUCCGUGCACUCGCGGGAGACGCUGGCCCCAGCGCUGCCCCAAAGCCUUCCGCCCGCAAGUGAACUCAAGGAUAAUUCAAUGUGCGCUAUCCCUCACCCACAAGAUGACCAAGCCGCUCGAGCGGUUCAAGCGGUUGAAGAUUUCAUGAAAGCCCACAAAAUCAAUGUGGAAGAACUUGCGACAAUCGAGGAAGGUGGGAAACUAUCAAAGGCAGAUAUUUUCUAUUUGCACUUUCCCCUAGGCAAUGAAGAAAUACAAAAGGAACUGCAGCUUCUUCAGGUACACUUGAAGUACCAUGAGAAGAUUCUUUUCACAAGCAACAGCCCUGGAGAUUGGGCAAAAUUUGUGCACAACAGCAGACAGGGUGUAGCCAUAUUUCACGAAUCAUUCGUUGGAUACGAUACUUUGCAGCCUCCUCUCAAUUCUGUGCUUCCUGCCCACUCGUUCAAUUUCUGGAUGGUUCGCAUUCAGAGACCACUCGAAUUAGUUGAUCCCCGGUAUUGUUCACCUAGUGACCACCGUCUACGUAUCUUUCCGUAUGGCGGUGUCAUACUUCUCACUGAAGAUGUGUUGACAGACCUAAAAGGGGUGGCGGUCACUCUGCAAUGGAUUCGGAAUGCAAAUAAGCACAAACGGAAAUCUUGGACGUUAAUGUUCCCCCCCAGGAUACUUGAAUGGAUCGAAAUGAGACUCGGUAACGAAAAUCACUCGCAAGAUCAUGGACUCCUGCUGCUCAUCUACACGUUGAUCAUCAAGAACAACGUUACGGAUCCUCGCGCAGCUUUGUUUGAUAAAGCCAGUCUACAUCACAACUCAAGAAGCAACGUUAUCGCACCCUCUCUGGAUGAAUACGGUACUCGCACAGAGCACCACGACCUCAGAAUCAAGGACAAAGUUGAACGCGAUGCAGAUCAUCUGAUAGAAUUCUUCGCAGGGUGGUCAUUGAUUAACAUACCACGCUUCCGCAACUUCGUCGCUGUCACAUCACUCAGUGCUCCCACUGGGGCACGAUGGGACAAGUGGGGUCAUAUGACUGUCAUGCGAGGUGGUUUCGGCCAUUUCUUUAAACGGUUCAAAAUAGAUUCAUUGACCCUCAUGGCCUACCUGUCGGGUCCCAAGCUGCAGCCUUCUAGCCAAGCAACUACCCCGGUGGCCAUGAGCACACCCCAGACGCCGAAUUGGACAUCUCACAACUCCAACGCCUCUAUUCAAUCGACCCUCACAGGCAGCAACGGCAAUGGCACGAAAAAGUACCCUGCUCCCUACAAGUGA
Penicillium psychrosexuale is the source of this 3936-nucleotide messenger RNA. RefSeq lists its product as uncharacterized. The transcript has 6 exons. Gene Ontology annotation, molecular function: chromatin binding. The coding region runs from base 1 to 3936 and encodes 1311 amino acids. Gene Ontology annotation, biological process: chromatin organization; negative regulation of transcription by RNA polymerase II. The record is from RefSeq and is a predicted model, not a curated record. Gene Ontology annotation, cellular component: pericentric heterochromatin. NCBI's taxonomy places the organism in Eukaryota, Fungi, Ascomycota, Eurotiomycetes, Eurotiales, Aspergillaceae.